AUGCCUCUGAGUGUGUACAAAAAGCUGAAGGUAGGAGAGCCAAAUUCUACCACUGUCACCUUGCAGUUGGUUGAUAGGUCCCUAGUUUAUCCUGAAGGGAAAGUAGAGAAUGUCUUGGUGAAGGUAGAUAAGUUUAUUCUCCCAGCUGAUUUUAUAAUCUUAGACUAUGAGGAAGACCGAGAGGUUCCAAUUAUUUUGGGAAGGGCUUUCUUAGCCACUGGUGGGGCUGUCAUAGAUGUAAAAGAGGGGGAGUUAGCAAUGAAUGUGAAUGGAGAGCAAGUCAAGUUUAAUAUCUUGAAAGCCAUGAAAUAUCCAAGGGAUAUAGAGGAGUGUUCUAGGAUGGAUAUCAUUGACUAUGUGGUCAAAGAUAAAUUUUGCAUGAGUCUUCAUUAG
Molecule: messenger RNA, 393 nt
Organism: Gastrolobium bilobum
Lineage: Eukaryota; Viridiplantae; Streptophyta; Magnoliopsida; Fabales; Fabaceae
Exons: 1
Coding region: 1-393 (130 amino acids)
Source: RefSeq, a predicted model, not a curated record